Messenger RNA from Candida albicans SC5314, 3303 nucleotides. RefSeq names its product tethering complex subunit (gene VPS11). Gene Ontology annotation, cellular component: HOPS complex; endosome. The record is from RefSeq and is a predicted model, not a curated record. Gene Ontology annotation, biological process: vacuole organization; endosome organization; organelle fusion. The coding region runs from base 1 to 3303 and encodes 1100 amino acids. NCBI's taxonomy places the organism in Eukaryota, Fungi, Ascomycota, Pichiomycetes, Serinales, Debaryomycetaceae. The transcript has a single exon. Gene Ontology annotation, molecular function: protein-macromolecule adaptor activity; protein binding.
AUGUCUUCACCUACAUAUUCUCCUUCGAGGACAAUAUCAUCUCCUCUAUUAUCAUUAUCAUCAUGGAGACAGUUCCAAUUGUUUGAUUAUACACCAAUACGAGAUCCCAACUAUCACUCUUCCCAUGCAUUGUACUCUGACCCAACAUUGAGUUGUAUUACAGCCACUACCACUAGUUAUUUAAUUAUCGCCAUUAAUCAUUGCACAAUCAAACUAAUCAAUUUAUCCGAUUUGACUUGUCAAUUGACAUUUGAUGCUUAUAAUAUCGACUAUAGAAUCACAUUUAUUGAACCUAUUCAUAAUUCAAAUAAUUUGUUUGUCACAUUGGCAGAAAAGCAAGGAAUGCCCAGUAUUAUCAAACUAUGGGAUAUUUCAAAAUUAUUAAACUUGGCCAAUAAUGAAAACAAUGACAGCAGUAAAAACUCCAAAUUAGAUCAAUCAGAAUAUAGAUUUGAAUUUCAAACACAAGUGUUAGUCAACGAUCAUAGUAGUGGUACAACAGGAAUCGGAGAUAAUUCAUAUCCAAUCAGUUGUUUUAAAUUCAAUUAUGAUUUAACAUGUCUUGCCAUUGGUUACACUAAUGGUAAAGUUAUUCUUGUGCGAGGGGAUUUAUUACGAGAUCGAGGGGCUAAACAAAGAUUAAUUUAUAAUAGUGGUAACAAUGAUCCAAUAACCGGAGUACAAUUUAAUGAAACUGAACAAGUAUUAUAUGUAACUACCACUGAAAAAUUGUUAACGGUAGCGACAACGGGGAGAAAUCAUGAAAAACCUUUAAAAAUAUUAUCCAAUAAAUAUGGAGCCAAUUUGAAUUGUACUGAUAUUGACGAAUCAAAUCAAAAUUUAAUUGUUGGAUUAAAUGAUUCAAUACAAUUCUAUGAUUGUUUCACUAAAAUACUGACAAUUAAUUUCAAACUCGCUAAAUCAAGAAUUAUCAAAUGCAAACAAUAUUUAUUGAUUGUUAGUCCCGAAGAAAGAAAUAAAGCGGGAGUAUCUGAAACCGAUCAUGGCAUUGAUAAAUCAUUAAUGUCGAGAAUAGUUAUUUUGGAUUUAGUCAACAACCAUAUUUCGUUUAAUCUACUUAUUUCUGACAGUUCAAUUUCUCAUGCAUUUAGUUUAUCAAAUGGAACAUUCUUGCUAUUGACUACCGAUGGAGUAUUGUAUAAAAUCAAUGAAAAAUCAAUCAACCAACAAAUUGAAAUUGUUCUACAAAGAGAAUUGUUUUCCGUUGCAUUCAAUUUGGGCCAACAAUAUAAAUUACCUAAUGAAACAUUAUUAAGAAUUCAAAUAUUACAUGGUGAUUAUUUAUAUGAUCAGAAUAAAUUUGACGAGGCAAUAGAUGUGUAUAUAAAAUGCCUUGAAUUGUUUAAAAAGAGUGGCAAGAUAGUAGAACAGAAACAGAGAAAUAAUCGCCAGGAUAAUCAAACUGAAGUUGAAGAAGAAGAAGAUAUCGAUGAAUUCAUUAUCAAUAUAAUUACUAAAUUCAAAGAAGCUACAAAUAUAUCUAAUUUAACAAAGUUUUUGAUUCGAUUAUAUGAAAAAUCACUUGCUAAUAUUGAUCAUAUUACUUUAUUAUUAUGUUGCUAUUGUAAGUUAAAGAAGAUUGACAAUCUAAAUGAAUUUAUCGAUGAAUUGGAUUUAUCAAUUGAAAAUUUGCAAGAAUUGAAUUAUGAAUUAAUUAUUAAUUUAUUUAAAGAAUGUGGAUUUUAUGAUCAAGUGUUAAAAUUACUUUAUAAAUUAAAUCAACCCAAUUUAAUUGUCGAUAUUCAAUUGAAUGAUCUUCAUAAACCGAAAUUGGCAUUGAACUAUAUGAAGACAUUAACCAUUGAUGAUUUGUUAUUGAUUUUAAUCGAUCAUUCAACAAACUUAUUGGAUUCAUGCCCGCUUGAAACUACCGAAUUAUUGAUUAAUGUGUUUACUGGUAAAUAUCAACCUAAUAAACCCAAUGCCAAAUAUGUUUUUGAUGUGUCUAACAAUGGAAAUACUUCCACCAUGAACCAACCCCAGAAAAAUCCCGAAAAGGAAUCACUGGAAAGAGAAAAGUCAGUUGAUAUAUCUAAUUAUAGAGCAUUUUUAAAUUAUUUAUCUUUACAACUGGAGGAAACUGACAAUAGUGAUAACUAUACCGAAAGUAAAACUAGUCAAGAGAACCCAACAUUAUUAUCAAACAAAGAACCGACGUAUUUGCCACCCAAACCGAACUUGAUUUAUGCCAGCUUUACUAACCACCCUAAGGAAUUUGUGAUUUUUCUUGAGGCGAGUCUCGAAGCAUUCAAUAAAUAUGAUGGUAAUAUUGUUGAUAAACGGGAAACUCUAUUAACAUUAUUAGAGAUAUACUUGUCAUUGAAUAAAUCUACUGGCGACAAGGAAUGGUUAGAUAAAGCCGAAACAUUAACACGAGAUUAUAACCAGUUAUUAGAUAAUCAAGCAUUGUUAUUGUUGAGUCAUAUUUAUAAUUUCAAACCUGGUGAAGUGAUUGCUCAAGAGAAAAGUGGGAAUGAAAUAGAUUUGUUUAUGAGUUGUCAAUUGAACCAAGAUGUGGAAGGAUGUUUUGAAAUUUUAGAAAAAUACGGUGACACCAAACCUCAAUUAUAUGAACUAAUGCUCAAAUUUAUAAUUUCAUCGAAAACCAUAUUUGAUCAGAUUAAAUAUGAAGAUAUCCAAGUAAUACUUGAACAAAUCAAAAUUUAUAAAUUAUUAACUCCCAUUGAAUUGGUUGAUAUAUUAACAGAAAACCCUGAUAAUGAAUUUAUUACAUUAGGAUUAGUUAAAGAUUAUUUUAUUGAUUAUUUCCAACAACAAACUAAAGAAAUUUCCAAUAAUACUAAAUUGAUUGAGAAAUACGAACAAGAAUCAACGAAAAAUUCUUUUAAAUUAUCUGAAUUGUCGAAACCAUUUGUCAUUCAGAAUAAUAAGUGUUCUGGAUGUAAUUUGAAAUUGGAUUUCCCCGUGAUUCACUUCAAAUGUAAACAUUCAUUCCAUCAGAAAUGUUUAUCGACUAAUUUAAUUGCCACUUCAACCGAAUCACUGACACUGUCAACUCCAACAUCAAUGUCAACGUCAAUGUUGAAUCCAAAUAAUAACGCUGUUAUUAACCAUAACGAUGAUGAUAAAUUCACUUGUCCAAUAUGUAUUCAUAAAUUCAAUGAUAUCAAAAAUGCUAAAUUGAAUCAAUAUAAACUUGGAGAUGCUGCUAAUCAGAAUAAAGAGAAUUUUGAUGUUUUCAUUAAUUCAUUGCAUUCUAGUAAUGAUAAAUUUAAAUUUGUUUCUGAUUAUAUUGGUAAAGGUGUAAUGGAAGAUCAAUAG